This is a messenger RNA of Etheostoma spectabile (orangethroat darter), 2678 nucleotides long. RefSeq names its product SUZ domain-containing protein 1. The record is from RefSeq and is a predicted model, not a curated record. The transcript has 4 exons. NCBI's taxonomy places the organism in Eukaryota, Metazoa, Chordata, Actinopteri, Perciformes, Percidae. The coding region runs from base 635 to 1117 and encodes 160 amino acids.
UGCGAGGCUAACGUGCAUGGGCUAGCCUCACAAUCCAAAUCUGUGUUCUCCACCAAAAAAUAACAAGUAGUGUGGUGGAGUGAGCGUAUCGCUCACUUUUAGCUAAGUGUCAAAUAUAAAGCAUUGCGUAAUGGAACUGCCUUUGUCAUAUUUAUAUUACUUAAUCUUGCCGGUUGAUCGUCUCGUUGGAAGCUAGCAAUGUGACGCUAACGUUACCUUUCCUAACGUUAACAUAACGUCAUUUCCCUUCCUGUGUUAGAGGCACUGCUUAAGUGGUAAACCCUAGCUAGCUAACACAACUGUCAACAAUCCCAAACUUGUUUUUCCGUCUGAGAUGCGUGUGGAUUACACCGGUAGCCGGUUGAUUUACCGAGGUGGACGUUAUUUUACGCCAAAACUAAAGUAGCAGGCAGCCAGGGGGAUUGUCCUCAGUAGAGAAUUACGUUACGCUAGCAGGCCGACACGCGGCCGAGCUCCGGUUUGCGAACUUAUUUAUUCAGCCUUCAUCCGAACACAAAAACCAGUAAGAUUGUGCCGUCGGGUCUGCGUGAACUCUGCCCACCGUCCCAUGUCCUCUGCGUGGAUGGGAGAUAGUUAGCCGGUGGAGCCGAAGUAGCAAGCAGAUCUGUUAAACAUGGAGGAUGAAGAGGUUGCAGAGAGCUGGGAAGAGGCAGCGGACAGUGGGGAAAUAGAUAGAAGGCUUGAGGCUAAACUGAAAAUAAACCAGGAGGCAAAGAAGUCCAGCUUGGGUUCAGGUGGCUCACCUGUUCGAACUGCUAUUGUAAUCCAGGAUGACUCUCUGCCUGCAGCACCCCCACCACAAAUUCGAAUUCUGAAACGUCCUUCAAAUAACGGUACUGCAGGAAACCUUGCAUCCUCGACCCGUCCAUCGCAGCAGAUGAAGUCCUUGGCCCAGCGGGAGGCAGAGUACGCGGAGGCCCGAAGAAGGAUCUUGGGUAGUGCUUCUUCAGAUGAUACGCCUCAGGACAACCCAUGUCAGGACAGGCCAGCUCGUAUGAGCGUGCAGCAACCAUCAGAACCAGUCCGUCCAAACAGUAACGUGGUCCGCCAGCCCACUGGUCCAGAUGGUACCUCAGGCUUCCGACUCUGCAGAUAAGCAGAAGCUACCUGCUGCAAGGAGUCAGCUGUCUCCCUGAGAGGGCAUAAAGGGUGGCAGUUAGGGGGAUUGUGUGUGGUAUAAAGAGAAGAGUGGUGGGAUGACACAAAUUUUUGACAGACUUUAGAAAUAUGAUGACGUAGCAUGGAUUGAAAUGAACUUCUCCACCCUCUCUCUACUCUGCUUACUGGCAUGGUCUUUGCCUUUCACCUUGUCUUUUCCCUCUGUGGAACACUGCAAGGGGCUGGCAGAGAUCAGCCAAAGAUCUGAAACCCCCUUCUGUUCCACACUGUGAACAGGCUUUUGCCUCACAUCCCUACACACUGUGAUACUUUGAUGUACCAUGAGGUGCCCUAUGAUUUUAAGCAUGAUUGGCCGCCCGUGUGCCAGGGCAUCAGGUGUCUGUCUCUUCAGGGAGAAUAUGGAGAGCUCGUAAAUCUGGGAAUUCCCCGGAGAGGUACAAGGGAACGAGCUAUACUUUCCACCGAUUGAGCUUGGAUCAUGGCUGGGUGUCCACUGGGAAGCUGGCCUCAGUUCGUUGGCUUCAGUGGAAAUAAUGUUCUUGACAGUGCUGGGAUUUUACUGUGUGUUCAGCAUCCUAAGUGCAAAGUGAGAAAAAGUCAAACUGAUCCAACACUAGAGUAAAAUAGCACUGUACUUAAAAGUGCGUUUUAAUACUGUAAAUUGCAUAGCAACGGCAGAGGCCCAGCCAACACUUUACACAGUCCACAGGCCGGGUUUUGUCACUGGUGGCUAUGAAACAAAAUGCCUGGUGGGCACGCAGCCUGUGGCCAAAGAUUAUAGAUCGGAAGGACAGAAUGUCACUAAAUCUAAGUUUAUUCAAGCAAUAAAGAUGAAUUUACUCCCUGGAUUAUUUUUUACAUAUUGCCUAAUUACCGGUGCUGUGUUUUGUUUUAAAUUAGCUUUUGUUUCAAACCGCUGAUAUAUUGUUUCUUCAUGUUUGUGGGUUGUUUUGCCGAGACAUAGUAUGUUUACGUAAGGAGAUCAGUAGUGUAUCAGAGAUUAGAUGAUGUAGCCUGCAUAGGAAACUUUAUUGGUAGUGUCAUAUCAAAUUUUAUCAAAGUGGAAAAAGUCAGACCUAUUCAUGAAUUGAAAAUCUUACGUUAUUGUGCAUAAAUUUCCAUGUGUGUUGCCUUGCUGUUUCUAAUCAGUAUGGCUAAAUUGGCACUUCUUUUACGGCCAACUGCACUGCAUCUGCCUAGGACCGAGGACUUUGAUCUGUUUUGGCACCAGUUGAAGUAUAUUGACUGAUUGCGUUAUUAAGAUCUUUGGUCUUAAGAAAAAAUUAUUUGGUGCUCAGCAUGGAGGAUGGUAUAGCCACAUGUGAAUUGUGUUAAUUUUGAAAAGGGUCAGGGUAAUUUGUGGUGAAAACUACAUAAAUGAUCACAAAGAUAUUAGAAAUCUCAUCUUUUUCCUUUAGAACAAAGCCAAAUUCCUCUGCCUGGUUUGAUGAAUGUCUUUCAUUGGGUGUUUUUCACACACAAGGACUUUGCACCAUUGUUUGCCACUGAUUGAAAAUAAAAGUCUUCAAACCAUGAAA